CUGCCUGCGCUCCAGAGGCCGGGGAGAGUGUGGGAGAGUGUGAGAGAGAGGGGCCGAGAGAUGGCAGAGCGCCGGGUGUCCAGGUGGUAUUUUGGGGGUUUAGCCUCCUGCGGGGCAGCAUGCUGCACCCACCCCCUCGACUUAAUCAAGGUUCACUUGCAGACGCAGCAGGAGGUGAAGAUGCGAAUGACUGGAAUGGCAAUCAGUGUCAUAAGGAAUGAUGGAUUUUUGGCAUUAUAUAAUGGUUUAAGCGCCUCAUUGUUUAGACAGAUCACCUACUCACUAACGCGUUUUGCAAUCUAUGAGACUGCAAGAGAUCGCCUGAUGCAGGACAAUAAGGCACCACUGCCAUUUUAUCAGAAGGUGCUUCUGGGAGCAGUUGGGGGUUUCACUGGUGGAUUUAUAGGAACCCCGGCAGACAUGGUUAAUGUCAGGAUGCAGAAUGACGUGAAGCUGCCAGCACAUCUAAGACGCAAUUAUGCUCACGCCUUGGACGGCAUGUUUAGAGUCAUCAGAGAAGAGGGAUUCAGAAAGCUCUUCUCAGGGGCCACUAUGGCAUCAAGUAGAGGAGCUUUGGUGACAGUGGGGCAGUUGGCUUGCUAUGAUCAAGCAAAGCAGCUGGUUCUAAACACUGGAUUCCUGUCUGAUAAUAUAUUUACCCAUUUUCUGGCCAGCUCCAUUGCGGGAGGAUGUGCCACAUUUCUAUGUCAGCCCCUCGAUGUUUUGAAAACACGUUUAAUGAAUGCUAAGGGGGAGUACCGGGGGGUUGUUCACUGCACUUUGGAAACUGCAAAACUGGGACCACUUGCCUUCUAUAAGGGCUUAGUACCAGCCGGGAUCAGGCUUAUUCCUCACACUGUUUUGACCUUUGUGUUUCUGGAACAGCUUAGGAAAUAUUUUGGGGUCAAGGUCCCAGCUUAAUACUGGAGGAUGGGAGGUUCAGAAUGCCUCUACUUUAUUUUGCAUCAACCAAACAGUAUAUGUUUAUGUAUGUUUUAUGUUAGGACCACCUUAACCCCUCAUAAAUACUGCCAUUUUGGGGGGAUUGGUUAGUACUGUGUAGAAAUAGGGACUUUUUUAUUUUGUGCCAAAUAUAUAGUCCAUGAGGUUUGUUCUAGGUCCCAUGUCUCAUUUAUUUCCCUUUUGAACCAAAUACCGGCACCCAAAUAUAAUUGCAGAAAAAACAUCUAAGGGCGAUACUUGACUUUCUGCUACCUCUGGGCAAAGCUGGUGGCAAUGUAACCCCGGGGUUAGAUACUCCACAUGCACUUCCAUUAGAUGUAAUAGGGGGGGCCUUGGUCUGCCAGCCUGCUGUUGGGGGUGAACAUGAAAUAAUGUUUCUUAAUAUUAAUUAUUCUGCUGAUUAUAUUAAAAAAUCACUGACCUAUUAAUUUAGAGCAUUUAGUAAUAAUCUAGGGAGUUUCUCAGAAAGGCAAAUAAGAUUCUUGAAAAAAAAGAACACUGUUUAAUAAUGUGAAAAUCUUGUCUAUGUGACUGUAAUAUAAUAAAUGAACAGAUUUUUUCAUGAA
Molecule: messenger RNA, 1529 nt
Organism: Xenopus tropicalis (tropical clawed frog)
Lineage: Eukaryota; Metazoa; Chordata; Amphibia; Anura; Pipidae
Gene: slc25a10
Product: solute carrier family 25 member 10
Exons: 11
Coding region: 61-921 (286 amino acids)
Biological process (GO): oxaloacetate(2-) transmembrane transport
Cellular component (GO): membrane; mitochondrial inner membrane
Molecular function (GO): dicarboxylic acid transmembrane transporter activity
Source: RefSeq, marked validated